GUGGUGGGGACUGUUCGAGCUUCCGCCUUCAUAUAAAAAACGCUGCCCUCACUCCAUUUCUCCUCCUCGAGGGUUAAACAAAAUACCAUCAAUUAUUUUUAGUUCCAUUUCUCUUUGCUCUGGGGUUUCGCUUCCUAUCUCUCUCUCUCUCUCUCUCUCUCUCUCUUGUAUGGUCGAACUCGGAUGUGUAUGCAUCCAUCGCUCUUCUCUGUCUCCAGAACCAGUAUCUGAAAGUAGAGAAGUUGAGGUGAGAUGACAACCCUAAGAUCGAGCAUGCCGACGAGGCUGCGGCGGCUUUUGUCUGGUGAAGCCAUAGGUCCAUCUCUUAAACUCGACUCCGAGCCACCUCCUAAAAUAAAAGCAUUCAUCGACAAGGUGAUUCAGUGCCCAUUACGAGAUAUAGCAAUUCCUCUUUCUGGCUUUCGUUGGGAGUACAAUAAGGGGAAUUUUCAUCACUGGAGGCCAUUGUUUCUGCAUUUUGAUACAUAUUUCAAGACGUACUUAUCCUGUCGGAAUGAUAUCCUACUAUCAGACAACAUUUUAGAAGAUGAUAAUCCAUUCCCAAAACUUGCAGUUCUACAAAUUUUACGGGUGAUGCAAACAAUUUUAGAGAAUUGCCAUAACAAGAGUUCAUUUGGUGGCUUGGAGCAUUUCAGGCUCCUGCUUGCAUCAACAGAUCCUGAGAUUCUCAUAGCUACGUUAGAGACUCUUUCUGCACUAGUUAAAAUAAAUCCCUCCAAGCUACAUCCGAGCGGGAAGUUGAUUGGAUGUGGCUCAGUAAACAGCUGUAUCUUGUCUCUAGCACAAGGAUGGGGAAGCAAGGAAGAGGGCUUGGGCUUGUAUUCAUGUGUUAUUGCAAAUGAGAAAACCCAAGAGGAAGGACUUUGUUUGUUUCCUUCUGAAAUACAGAAUGAUUGUGACAAGUCUCAGGGCAGGUUAGGUUCAACCCUUUAUUUUGAAUUGCAUGGGCUCAAUUCACAAAGCAUUGGAGAAAGCAGUGGCUGUGCUAGAUCUUCUUGUUCGAGUGUUAUACACAUCCCAGAUAUGCAUAUGCGUAAGGAAGAUGACCUAUUACUCAUGAAACAGUGUAUUGAGCAGUACAAUGUACCUCAGGAGCACAGGUUUUCUUUGCUGAACAGAAUCAGAUAUGCUCAUGCCUUUCGUUCUCCCAGAAUAUGCAGGCUGUACAGUAGGAUUUGCCUUCUUGCAUUUAUUGUGCUUGUGCAGUCCAACGAUGCUCAUGAUGAACUUGUUUCCUUUUUUGCUAAUGAACCAGAGUACACAAAUGAGUUAAUUAGGAUUGUGCGGUCAGAAGAAACUGUUCCUGGAACCAUUAGAACUCUUGCUAUGCUUGCCUUGGGAGCUCAGUUGGCUGCAUAUUCAUCAUCGCAUGAGCGGGCACGUAUCUUGAGCGGAUCAAGUAUUAAUUUUGCCGGGGGAAAUCGUAUGAUUCUCCUAAAUGUGCUCCAAAGAGCAGUCAUGUCUUUGAACAAUUCAAAUGAUCCAUCGUCUCUUGCUUUUGUUGAAGCACUUCUACAAUUCUACCUGCUCCAUGUCAUGUCAUCUACAAGUUCUAUGAGUGUCAUUAGGGGGUCUGGAAUGGUCCCCACAUUCUUACCUCUUUUGGAGGAUUCUGAUCCAACUCACAUGCAUCUUGUCUCUCUUGCUGUAAAAACCCUGCAAAAGCUCAUGGAUUACAGUAAUACAGCAGUGACACUGUUUAAAGACUUGGGGGGAGUAGAGCUUUUAGCUCACAGACUGCAAAUAGAAGUACAUAGAGUUAUUGGUUUGGAAGGAGCAAAUGAUAAUUCAAUGAUCAUUGGUGAAUGCUCAAGAUAUAAUGAUGUUCAGUUGCACACCCAAAAGAGACUUAUAAAAGCUCUGUUGAAGGCACUUGGGUCUGCUACAUAUGCCCCUGUAAAUUCCACCAGAUUUCAAAAUUGCCAGGAUAAUUCCUUGCCCAUCACUCUGUCACUGAUAUUCAGGAACGCUGAUAAAUUUGGAGGUGAUAUUUAUUUCUCAGCUGUCACUGUUAUGAGUGAAAUUAUCCACAAAGACCCAACUUGUUUUCCUGCCUUACAUGAAUUGGGUCUUCCGGAUGCAUUUUUAUCUUCAGUAGUAGCUGGAAUUCUUCCUUCUUCAAAGGCUCUCACUUGUGUUCCCAAUGGUCUUGGUGCCAUUUGCCUCAAUGCCAAAGGCUUAGAGGCAGUGAAAGAAACUUCAGCAUUACGGUGUCUUGUUGACAUAUUCACCACAAAGAAAUAUAUAGGAGCAAUGAAUGAUGGCAUUUCAACAUUGGCAAAUGCAUUGGAAGAGCUUCUGCGUCAUGUAUCUUCAUUGAGAAGCACUGGUGUUGAUAUAAUUAUUGAAAUUGUUGAUAGGAUUGCUUCCAUGGGGGAUGGUAAUGUUAGGGCAACAGGAAAAGUCAAUGGGGCUGCUGAAAUGGAAAUGGAUUCUGAAGAUGUACAAAAUGAAAAUAAUUGCCCUGUGGUUAGUGCAGUCUCAGUUGAUGAAGGAAUCAGUGAUGAACAAUUCAUUCAGCUAUGCGUAUAUCAUGUGAUGGCACUGCUUUACAAAACUAUGGAAAAUUCUGAAACAUGCCGAUUAUUUGUGGAGAAAUCUGGGAUUGAAUCUUUAUUUAAGCUUCUAUUACGGCCUAAUAUUGCACAGUCAUCUGAAGGGAUGGCUAUUGCUUUACACAGCACUGUGGUUUUUAAGGGUUUUAGUCAGCAUCAUUCUACUCCACUUGCGCGCGCCUUCUGUUCCUCCCUCAGGGACCAAUUAAAGAAAGCUUUGACUGGUUUUAGUGUGGUUUCAGGGUCUUUUUUGCUGGAUCCUAGAGCAAAACUAGAUAGUGGUCUGUUUUCUUCACUUUUUCUUAUUGAAUUCCUUCUGUUUCUUGCUGCCUCCAAAGACAACCGUUGGGCAACUGCAUUGCUAACAGAGUUUGGAAAUGAUAGCAAGGAUGUUCUGCAAGAUAUUGGACGUGUCCAUCGUGAAGUUCUAUGGCAGAUUGCACUCCUUGAUGAUGCCAAGUUUGAAAUAGAGGAUGAUGGUGCUGUUUCAGCUGGAAGCUCACAGCAAUCGGAUUUGAACACAGACGAAACUGAAGAGCAAAGAUUCAACUCCUUUCGUCAGUUUCUUGAUCCAUUGCUGAGGCGAAGGGUGUCAGGAUGGAAUGUGGAAUCCCAAUUUUUUGAUAUUUUGAAUCUUUAUCGUGAUCUUGGGCGUGCCACUGGUUUUCACCAAAGACUGGGUAAUGAUAAUCCUCCAAACCUGCGGUCUGGAGCCAGUCAUCAAGUGCAUCAGUCCAGCUCUUCUGAUGUUGCUGGAGAUAUUAGUAAAAAGGAAGAUGAGAAGCAGAAAACUUAUUACUCAUCUUGUUGUGACAUGGUGAGGUCACUUUCUUUUCACAUUACUCAUUUGUUUCAAGAAUUGGGAAAGGUAAUGUUGUCUCCUUCUCGUCGACGGGAGGAUACUGUUAAUGUUUCUCCUCCUUCAAAAUCAGUGGCUUCUGUUUUCGCCUCAACCUCACUGGAACUCAUGAAUUUUGGGGGUCAUGUGAAUCCUUCUGGAUCAGAGGUUUCUAUAUCAACAAAGUGUCGCUACUUCGGUAAGGUUAUUGAUUUCAUUGAUGGAAUUCUACUGGAGAGGCCAGAUUCCUGUAAUCCUAUAUUGUUAAAUUGCUUGUAUGGACGUGGAGUUGUUCAAUCAGUUUUGACCACAUUUGAAGCCACCAGUCAAUUGCUUUUUACGGUCAAUAGGGCCCCUGCUUCUCCUAUGGAGACUGACGAUGUAAACUCGAAGCAAGAUGAAAAGGAGGAAACUGAUCAUUCAUGGAUAUAUGGUCCCUUAGCUAGUUAUGCCAAAUUUAUGGACCACUUGGUAACGUCAUCUAUUAUUUUAUCUCCUUUUACGAAAAACCUGCUUGCACAACCUUUGAUGAGUGGUGAUAUUCCUUUCCCAAGGGAUGCUGAGACAUUUGUGAAGGUCCUUCAAUCCAUGGUGCUGAAGGCAGUGCUUCCUGUUUGGACUCACCCACAGUUUACUGAUUGCAGUUAUGAUUUCAUAUCUACAGUUAUAUCUAUUAUUCGGCACGUUUAUUCUGGGAUUGAAGUAAAAAGUGUCAACAGUAAUCCUGGUGCUCGAAUAACUGGUCCUCCUCCGAAUGAAUCAGCUAUUUCAACAAUUGUUGAGAUGGGAUUUUCCAGGUCUAGGGCAGAAGAAGCUCUAAGACAAGUCGGAGCCAAUAGUGUGGAGCUGGCAAUGGAGUGGUUGUUCUCACAUCCCGAGGAAAGCCAAGAAGAUGAUGAACUUGCUCGUGCCCUUGCCAUGUCUCUUGGGAACUCUGGGCCAGACACCAGGGAAGAUGUUUCAAAUGAAAACAGUCGGCAACUUGAGGAAGAAAUGACUCAGCUUCCGCCUGUGGAUGAGUUGUUAUCGACAUGUGUGAAGCUUUUGCAAAUGAAGGAAAAUCUAGCUUUUCCAGUUCGUGAUCUGCUUGUAAUGAUAUGCUCCCAGAAUGAUGGUCAAUACAGAUCCAAUGUUAUUUCCUUUAUUGUCAGUCAGGUGAAACUCUGUAAUUUGAUUUCUGACCGUGGAAACAAUGCAAUGCUAUCAGCUCUGUUUCAUGUUCUUGCUUUAAUUCUUCAUGAAGACAAAAUGGCAAGAGAAGUUGCCUUUGAGAAUGGACUAGUAAAACUAGCAUUGGAACUACUUUCACAAUGGGAUUCUGGUUUGUGCAAUACAGGGAAGCCGGAUGUGCCAAAAUGGGUAACAGCUGCUUUUCUUGCUACUGACCGUAUGUUGCAAGUGGAUCAGAAACUGAACUUUGAAAUUCUUGAGCAGUUAAAGAAGGAUGACAUAAGUUGUCAAUCCCCAUCUGUUAAUAUAGAUGAGAAUAAGCAAAACAAGUCUUCAUUAGGAUCCUCAUCAAGGCAUAUAGAUAUACAGGAGCAGAAGAGACUUAUUGAGAUUGCUUGUGGUUACAUCAAGAAUCAGCUUCCAUCGGAAACGAUGCAUGCUAUUCUGCAGCUUUGUUCUACUCUGACCAGAAAUCAUUCUGUUGCUGUUAGUUUUCUUGAUGCUGGAGGUCUACCCUUUCUGCUUUCUUUGCCAACAAGUAGCCUCUUUUCUGGUUUUGACAAUGUUGCUGCUACUAUAAUCCGUCAUAUCCUUGAAGAUCCCCAAACUCUGCAGCAAGCAAUGGAGUCUGAGAUACGUCACAGCCUUGUGGCUGCGGCUAACAGAAAUCCCAAUGGAAGACUGAGUCCUCGUAAUUUUCUCUUGAAUUUAACUUCUGUAAUUUCACGGGAUCCAGUUAUUUUUAUGCAAGCUGCUCAGUCUGUGUGCCAAGUUGAAAUGGUAGGUGACAGACCAUAUAUCAUCUUGUUGAAAGAUAGAGACAAAGAUAAAUGCAAAGAAAAAGAUAAAGAGAAGGACAAAGCAGUGGAAAAAGAUAAACCACAGAAUAUUGAUGGAAAAAUUGCUAUGGGUAAUAUGGGCUCUACUGGUUCUGGGAAUGGACAGGGCAAACUUCCUGAUUCAAACUCCAAGAAUGUCAAAGUCCAUCGGAAAUCCCCCCAGAGUUUUAUUAAUGUGAUUGAGCUUCUUUUGAAUUCUCUAAUAACUUAUGUGCCUCAUUUGAAAGAUGAUGCCGUGAUGAAUGCGCUACCUGAAACUUCAUUAAGUGACAUGGACAUUGACAUAGCUGCAAGCAAGGGAAAGGGAAAAGCCAUCGCAACUGUCUCCGAAGAGAAUGAAGCCCACAACCAGGAAGCUUCUGCAUCCCUUGCAAAGAUUGUUUUUGUUUUGAAGCUUUUGACCGAAAUUCUUUUGAUGUAUGCUUCAUCUGUCCAUGUUCUGCUCCGAAGAGAUGUUGAAAUUGGUAGCAGCAGGGGCCCUCCUCAGCGGAGUCCUACUGGAUACUGCACUGGUGGAAUAUUCCAUCAUAUUCUUCACAAGUUUCUUCCAUAUUCUAGAAAUUCGAAGGAGAAGAAGAAAACAGAUGGUGACUGGAGGAAUAAACUAGCAACUAAGGCUGGUCAGUUUUUGGUGGCAUCUUGUGUUCGCUCCACAGAGGCAAGGAAGAGGGUGUUUGCAGAUAUCAGCAACGUCUUCAAUGAUUUUGUUGAUUUACCUUCUGGUUUCAAAGCCCCAGGCAGUGAUAUUCAAGCGUUUAUUGAUUUGCUCAAUGAUAUACUGGCUGCUCGCUCACCUUCAGGUGUAUACAUCUCAGCAGAAGCUUCUGCAACUUUUAUUGAUGUUGGCCUUGUUAGGUCUCUGACUCGAGUUCUUCAAGUGUUGGACCUGGAUCAUGUUGACUCACCUAAAGUUGCUACAGGGCUUAUUAAAGCUCUGGAGUUGGUUACCAAGGAACAUGUCCAUUCUGCAGAUUCUAGUGCUGGGAAGAGUGAGAAUUCAACAAAAGCUGCUGACUGUAAUCAAACUGGAAGAGCUGAUAAUGAUGGUGAUAUAUCCCAGCCCAUGGAAACAUCUCAACCAAAUCAUGAUUCUGUGGCAGCUGACCAUGUUGAGUCUUUUAGUAAUGCACAAACCAAUGGCAGCUCUGAAGCUGUCACAGAUGAUAUGGAGCAUGACCAGGAUCUUGGAAGUUUUGCUCCUGCUACCGAAGAUGAUUAUAUGCGUGAAACUUCAGAGGAUGCGAGGGGUCUUGAAAAUGGCAUUGAUACAGUAGGGAUAAGAUUUGAAAUCCAGCCACGUGUGCAAGAGAAUAUAGUUGACGAGGAUGAUGAUGAGGAAAUGUCUGGGGAUGGAGACGAAGUAGAUGAAGAUGAAGAUGAAGAUGAGGAUGAUGACCAUAAUGAUCUGGAAGAAGAUGAAGUCCAUCACCUGCCACAUCCUGACACAGAUCAGGAUGAUCAUGAGAUUGAUGAUGAUGAGUUUGAUGAGGAGGUGUUGGAGGAAGAGGAUGACGACGACGAUGAUGAUGAGGAUGGGGUUAUACUUAGGCUUGAGGAGAGCAUCAAUGGAAUAAAUGUUUUUGAUCAUAUUGAGGUUUUUGAUAGAGAUAAUAAUUUUCCCAAUGAGACUCUCCACGUGAUGCCUGUUGAAGUCUUUAGUUCUAGACGACAAGGGCGUACUACAUCCAUUUACAGUCUCUUGGGUAGAACUGGUGACAACUCUGCUCCUUCACACCAUCCACUUUUAGUGGAACCUUCUUCCUCCCUCACCACAGCCUCUUUGAGACAGACAGAGAAUGCUCGUGAUAUGGUCUUCCCUGAUAGGAACUCAGAGAGCACCUCAUCGCGAUUGGAAACAAUUUUUAGGUCAUUGAGGCAUGGACGCCAUGGACACCGGCUUAAUUUGUGGAUAGAUGACAGUCAUCAUGGUGGGACUUCAAAUGCACCUGUUGUACCCCAAGGCCUUGAGGAGUUGCUUGUUUCCCAGUUGAGGCGACCAACCCCUGAGAGAACUUCUGAUCAGAACACAUCAGCUGUGGAACCUCAAAGUCAGGGUGAACCUGCUCAGUUACAAGAACCAGAAGCUGGUGUAAGACCUGAAAUCCCAGCUGAAAACAAUUGUAACAGUGAAAGGGAUCAUGUUCCCCCUCCAUCUUCUACAGCAGCAGAUGGAUCUGGCAAUGCUGACAUCAGGCCUACAGGGAAUGAAUCUCAGCAAGGAGCAGAUGCUUCAAGCAUGCACUCUCAAUCUGUUGAAAUGCAGUUUGAGCACACUGAUGUGGCUGUGCGGGAUGUUGAAGCUGUGAGCCAAGAAAGUAGUGGAAGUGGGGCAACAUUAGGUGAAAGCCUUAGAAGCCUUGAUGUUGAAAUUGGAAGUGCUGAUGGCCAUGAUGAUGGUGGGGGAGAAAGGCAAGGUUCUGCAGAUAGAAUACCUCUGGGUGAUGUUCAGGCAACUCGUUCAAGAAGAACAAAUGUAUCAUUUGGUAAUUCAGCUCCUGCAAGUGUGAGGGAUUUGUCCCUUCACAGUGUAACUGAGGUUUCUGAAAAUCCUAGUGCAGAAGCCGAUCAGGGUGAUCCAGCUGAGGAGCAGCACAUCAAUGGUAGUGCUGAUUCUGGACCAAUUGAUCCUGCAUUUCUGGACGCUCUUCCUGAAGAGUUGCGUGCUGAAGUUCUUUCAGCUCAACAGGGUCAAGUGGCGCAGCCUUCAAAUGCUGAACCCCCGAAUGCUGGAGAUAUUGAUCCAGAGUUUCUUGCAGCUCUUCCUCCAGACAUCCGAGCAGAAGUUUUGGCACAACAGCAAGCACAAAGGCUACAUCAAUCACAAGAACUUGAAGGUCAACCUGUUGAAAUGGACACUGUUUCAAUAAUUGCAACAUUUCCUUCAGAAUUACGAGAAGAGGUUCUCCUAACAUCGUCAGAUGCAAUUCUUGCGAAUCUCACACCUGCUCUUGUUGCGGAGGCACACAUGUUGCGAGAAAGAUUUGCACAUCGUUAUCAUAAUCGUACACUCUUUGGUAUGUACCCUAGAAGCCGUAGAGGUGAGUCUUCUAGACGAGGUGAGGGUAUUGGAUCCAACCUAGAUCGAGCUGGUGGGAGCAUCAUUUCACGCAGAUCUAUGGGAGGUAAGCCAGUUGAAGCUGAUGGGGCUCCUUUAGUUGACUCAGAAGCUCUGAAAGCCAUGAUUCGGUUGCUUCGUGUGGUUCAGCCACUUUAUAAAGGCCAGCUGCAAAGGCUUCUCCUGAAUUUGUGCGCCCACAGUGAAACUAGAACUGCUCUGGUGAAAAUUCUGAUGGACAUGCUGAUGCUUGAUACAAGGAAGCCUGUCAAUGACUUAAGUGCUGCUGAACCAUCAUAUCGGCUGUAUGCUUGCCAGAGUAAUGUGAUGUAUUCUCGUCCUCAAUUCUUUGAUGGAGUACCUCCCCUAGUGUCUCGGCGCAUUCUUGAAACUCUCACUUACUUGGCUCGAAAUCAUCCCUAUGUGGCAAAGAUUUUGCUUCAGUUUAGACUGCCUGAGUCAGUCCUACAAAAGCCGGAGAAUCUUGAUCAGGCUCGUGGCAAGGCUGUGAUGGUUAUUGAAGAGGUUGAAACAGGAGGAAAGCAGCUUAAUGAAGGAUACGUGCCCAUUGCACUGCUUUUGAGCCUUUUGAAUCAACCCCUUUACCUAAGGAGUAUAACUCAUCUCGAACAGCUCCUGAAUUUAUUGGAGGUAAUCAUUGAUGAUGCUGAAAGCAAGUCAAUUUCAUCCAGCAAUUCUGGGGCAUCUGCUCCUGAACAAAGAUCUGGUCCUCAGGUUUCAGCUUCAGAUGCUGUGGUAAGUGCAGAUUCUGGUGCUACGUCCUCUGCUAUUGAGGUAACAUCCUCUAAGGCUGACGACUCCACCAAACCCUCAACUUCUAGUGCGAAUGGGGAAUGCGAUUCUCUGACAGUUUUACUUAAUCUACCACAAGCAGAACUCCAGCUUUUAUGUUCAUUUCUUGCGAGAGAAGGUCUGUCAGAUAAUGCAUAUGCUCUUGUGGCGGAGGUAUUGAAGAAGUUGGUGGCCAUUGUUCCAUCUCAUGGUCAUUUGUUCAUUACUGAGUUAGCGAAGUCCGUGCGCAAUCUAACGAAAUCUGCUAUGCAUGAGUUGCACAUGUUUGGAGAAGCUGAGAAAGCUCUUCUCAGUUCAGCAUCCUCUGAUGGGGCAGCAGUUCUGAGGGUUCUGCAGGCAUUAAGUUCUCUCAUCAGUUCAAUGAAUGAGAGAGAGAAGGAUCAUCAAAGGCUACACGAAAAGGAUCAUACAGGAGCUAUUUCUCAGAUAUUGGAUAUAAAUGCAGCUUUGGAGCCUUUAUGGCUGGAAUUAAGCAGCUGCAUAAGCAAAAUAGAGAGCUAUUCAGAUUCCACUCCUGACUCGACAACUGCAGCUAUAAUUUCAGCAUCUAAACCAUUGGAUGUAAUGCCUUCACUUCCUGCGGGUACACAGAACAUCCUACCGUACAUAGAAUCCUUCUUUGUUAUGUGUGAGAAGUUGCAUCCAGGGCAGUCAGGUGCAAGUCAUGACUUUGGUAUUGUUGUAGUUUCUGAUGCUGAAGAUGCUACUACUUCUGUUGGUCAGCAGAAGACAUCAGGAAUUGUUUCAAAAGUUGAUGAAAAACACAUUCCUUUUGUCAAAUUCUCAGAGAAGCACCGGAAGCUUCUUAAUGCUUUCAUCCGGCAAAAUCCUGGGUUGCUAGAGAAGUCUUUCUCACUUAUGCUGAAGGUUCCCCGCUUCAUAGAUUUUGAUAAUAAACGUUCUCACUUCAGAUCAAAGAUAAAGCAUCAGCAUGAUCAUCAUCACAGUCCUCUUAGAAUUUCAGUUAGGAGAGCUUACAUUCUUGAAGAUUCAUAUAACCAACUGCGACUGCGGUCAACUCUAGAUUUGAAAGGGAGGUUGACUGUUCACUUUCAAGGGGAGGAAGGCAUUGAUGCUGGUGGACUUACAAGGGAAUGGUAUCAAUUGUUGUCUAGGGUUAUUUUUGACAAGGGAGCGCUAUUAUUUACAACUGUGGGCAAUGAAUCAACAUUUCAGCCGAACCCCAACUCUGUUUAUCAAACAGAACAUCUCUCAUACUUCAAGUUUGUUGGUCGAGUUGUUGGUAAAGCACUUUUCGAUGGACAAUUGUUGGAUGUCCAUUUCACUCGAUCUUUCUACAAGCAUAUCCUGGGGGUUAAGGUUACAUAUCAUGAUAUUGAAGCAAUUGAUCCUGAUUAUUUCAAAAAUCUUAAGUGGAUGCUUGAGAAUGAUAUAAGUGAUGUUCCAGACCUUACUUUUAGCAUUGAUGCUGAUGAGGAAAAGCUGAUAUUGUAUGAAAGGACACAGGUAACUGACUAUGAACUAAUACCGGGUGGACGUAACAUUAGAGUUACUGAGGAGAACAAGCAUAAAUAUGUUGAUUUAGUUGCUGAGCACAGAUUAACAACUGCCAUUCGUCCUCAAAUAAAUGCUUUUUUGGAAGGGUUUAAUGAACUAAUUCCUCGGGAUUUAAUAUCUAUCUUUAAUGAUAAGGAACUGGAGUUGUUGAUUAGUGGUCUUCCAGAUAUUGACUUGGAUGAUAUGAGGGCGAAUACUGAGUAUUCUGGAUACAGUGCUGCAUCUCCUGUUAUCCAGUGGUUCUGGGAGGUGGUUCAAGGUUUUAGCAAGGAGGAUAAGGCUCGUCUUUUGCAGUUUGUGACUGGAACCUCUAAGGUACCCCUAGAGGGCUUUAGUGCACUCCAAGGAAUUUCAGGCUCGCAGAAGUUUCAAAUUCACAAGGCAUAUGGCAGUCCUGAACACCUGCCUUCUGCUCAUACUUGUUUCAACCAGCUAGACCUGCCAGAGUAUCCUUCCAAACAGCAUCUGGAGGAGAGACUGCUGCUUGCCAUUCAUGAAGCCAACGAAGGGUUUGGGUUUGGUUGAGGAACGAGGGCACAAAUAGUCCAUGUAGAUAAUAUUUGUUAGGAGAAAAUCUUGAGAGAUUCGGAAUUCAAAUUAAUACAUGUUUAUAUGACUUUGUACAGUCGUAUAUCCACUGGCAAAUGCUGGCAGUUUUUCAUUUUGCCAAUCUGCUGUUCGUCUCCCGUAUUAUCACGUCUUCUUCUGUUCUGCUUCAUCCUUACCCGGUGAUAUGGGUGCCUCCCAUUCCUUAUUAGAUUUUCAGUUUGAAUUUAGUGAUUUCAAAUAGAUUGGUAAUUGUUGGUUUCCCUUAUAGUUCGAAAAUGGAUUCGAUAGAAUUAUCAAAUAAAAGAAAUGAUAAUAAUUGCAAAGAUUAUCCAA
Molecule: messenger RNA, 11691 nt
Organism: Malania oleifera
Lineage: Eukaryota; Viridiplantae; Streptophyta; Magnoliopsida; Santalales; Ximeniaceae
Product: E3 ubiquitin-protein ligase UPL2-like
Exons: 17
Coding region: 253-11334 (3693 amino acids)
Biological process (GO): proteasome-mediated ubiquitin-dependent protein catabolic process; protein polyubiquitination; positive regulation of protein catabolic process
Molecular function (GO): ubiquitin-protein transferase activity; protein binding
Source: RefSeq, a predicted model, not a curated record